GAAACCAUCUCGGGCGGUGUAGUGACGCCGCACCGGCCAGGAAGGCGUCCAUCUGCUGUGCGUGUACGUCGUUGGCAGGUGCCGUCUGAUACUCGCGUUUCUGUCGGAAAGUCAGCGGACGGUCGAGAGGAGCUGCAGCCACAGGAGAGCCAUGUCUUCCAGCUCAGCAAUGGUGCGCAUCCUGAUCAAGGGUGGCAAGGUGGUGAACGACGACUGCACGCAGGAGGCCGACGUUUACAUCGAGAACGGCAUCAUCCAGCAGGUGGGGAAGGAGCUGAUGAUCCCGGGCGGGGCCAAAGUAAUCGAUGCCUCCGGGAAACUGGUGAUGCCGGGCGGCAUCGACACCAGCGUCCACCUGGAGGAGACCUUCAUGAACGCCACCACCGCCGACGACUACUACAGCGGCACCAAGGCUGCUCUGGCCGGCGGCACCACCAUGGUGAUCGGCCACGUGCUGCCGGAGAAGAGCGAGUCGCUGCUGGAAGCCUACGAGCGCUGCCGGCGCCAGGCGGAUCCCAAGGCCUGCUGCGACUACGCCCUCCACGUUUGGGUCACGGGGGCCGGACCCAGGGUGCUGGCUGAGAUGGAGCAGCUGGUGAGGGAGAGAGGGGUCAACUCCUUCCAGAUGAGCAUGGCCUACAGGGACUGCUACAUGCUGCGGGACGGCCAGCUCUUCCAGCUGCUGCAGCACUGCAAGGACAUCGGCGCCGUCGCCAGGGUCCACGCUGAGAACGGCGAGCUGGUGGCCGAGGGCGCGAAGGAAGUGCUGGAGCUGGGCAUCACGGGGCCGGAGGGGAUCGAGAUCAGCAGGCCGGAGGAGCUGGAGGCCGAGGCCACCCACCGGGCCGUCACCAUCGCCAACAGAGCCCACUGCCCCAUUUAUCUGGUCAACGUGUCCAGCGUGGCUGCAGGAGACGUGCUGGCCGCCGCCAAGACGCAGGGUAAAGUGCUCCACGGGGAAACCACCACGGCGCACGCCUUCCUCAGCGGCCUGCAGUACUACCAGCAGGACUGGGCCCAGGCCGCCGCCCACGUGACCGUGCCCCCCCUGCGCCUGGACCCCAACACUCCCAACUAUCUGCUGGACCUGCUGGGAAGCGACACGCUCAACGUUCUGGCCUCGGACCACCGGCCUUUCACCAUCAAACAGAAGAGCAUGGGCAGGGAUGACUUCACCAAGAUCCCCCACGGGGUCCCAGGCAUCCAGGACCGCAUGAGCGUCAUCUGGGAGAAAGGAGUGAUCGGAGGAAAGUUGGACGAGAAUCGGUUCGUGGCCAUCACCAGCGCCAACGCCGCCAAAAUCUACAACCUGUACCCGAGGAAAGGCCGGAUCAUCCCCGGAGCAGACGCGGACGUGGUGGUGUGGGACCCGGAGGGAUCCAAGACCAUCUCGGUGGCCAGCCAGUUCCAGGGCGGAGACGUGAACCUGUACGAGGGCCUGCGCUGCCACGGCGUGCCCCUGGUCACCAUCAGCCGUGGACGUCUGGUCUACGAGAGCGGCAUGUUUACCUGCGCCGAGGGCUCCGGCAAGUUCUGCCCGUUAAGGACCUUCCCUGACUAUCUGUACAAGAAGAUGGUGCAGAGACAAAAGCACGAGGCCGUGAAGCCUGUGGAGAGGGAGCCGUACACGGGCGAUGUUGUGGCCCUGGCCAACGCCGGCAAGAGGGACGCGUCGCCCCCGGAUCUGGACACUCCGACUCGUCCCACCACCCGGCACGGAGGCGUCCGGGACCUUCAAGAGUCCAGCUUCAGUCUGUCGGGGGCUCAGAUUGAUGACAACGUUCCAAAGAGAUCCUCGGCCAGGAUCCUGGCUCCACCAGGGGGCAGAUCGAGCGGCAUCUGGUAACUGCGGCGCCGGACGGAGGCUUCAGCGGACGGUCUUCAGGAGGAAGGAGGCGUGAGGUAGCGACUUGCUGUUGGAGGAGGCAGGUACCGCGGCAGCACAUCAAAGCAGCCGCCUCAGACGCUGCUGGGGGAGGAAUGUGUUCCCGUAGACUUAGGCGCAGGUUUUCAUUAGGAUUGUGUUCCCUCACUGUGAGACUUUGCACUUGCAUCAUGUUCUGUUGGAUGCUGCUCCAGGGAUUUAGCAUCACCAAAGUCUUCCUCCUGCCAGUCGUGGUAACAGGAAGCCGGACAUGAGGCCAUUCGUCACCAAUAUCAUUGCAUUUAACCUCUUAAUAAUGUUGUAUGUAUGUUUUUAUUAACUUAUUUUGUAUUUGUGUUGGUAGUUUUGAGCUUCAUGUUUACGACCGACCGCACUGGUAAUGUGACUCUCACGCCUUUUACUCUGCCAUGUCUAACAACGCACACGAGGUUCUUUACCUCUGUGAACUUUUGAUAAUUCACGUGUUUUAUAGCUCAGUGUAUGGUGAAAAUGUAAAAUGAUGUCCCUCCUGGUGCUGCCACCCCGUCCCACUGCUGUAACAACUCUAGACUGUAACAACGCAGGAGUGCCUCCUGGUUGUUCUUCGCUGUAGCAUCUGCCCUUCUUCAUGAUCCGUUUGUUCUGACACUGCUGAGAAUGUUUUCUGAAUCCAGGACUGCACAGCCUGCCUUCUUCUGUUUUGAUAAAGUUCAUACCAACUCACAUUCCUGUUGUUUCUGUCAUCGACUCUGGUGCUGAACAACCGUCUACCGUCACAUGAUCUAAGUGCAAAUAAAACACACUGAAUUCCCCUUUUGACUCCUGGCUUUAACUUUCAGCGUG
This is a messenger RNA of Synchiropus splendidus (mandarinfish), 2707 nucleotides long. It is a transcript of the gene dpysl5a, whose product is annotated as dihydropyrimidinase like 5a. The transcript has 13 exons. Bases 152 to 1846 code for a protein of 564 amino acids. Gene Ontology annotation, cellular component: cytosol; cytoplasm. Gene Ontology annotation, molecular function: hydrolase activity, acting on carbon-nitrogen (but not peptide) bonds, in cyclic amides. Lineage: Eukaryota; Metazoa; Chordata; Actinopteri; Syngnathiformes; Callionymidae. The record is from RefSeq and is a predicted model, not a curated record.